UUCCAUCUCGUAUGGAACCCAGAUUUCACUGCAGUAGCUACAGAAUCAAUCUAGUCGACCUUUUUCUUUUAGCCAAUCAAUCUCAUCUUGUUCGAUCGAUCGAUCGUCAUUGCCUGGUAGAAACUGGCUAAUCCAGGCGGGACCAUGUCUUUCCUUCCUCUCUUGUCCACCCUAUCUAUGCACUUCCCCCAUCCUAAUGAAUUCCCUGCACCACCACAAUCUUCCUUGUUUUUACGACCAGUACGUGAACUCAACAACGUGUAUGUCGUGCUCUCAUCUCAUGCAAAUUCUAAGUUCGUGCAUGUAUGCAUCUCAUUCCCCUUUUAAAAAGGUUAGCGGGGAGAGGUAGCAAGACGGACCAGAGAGCAGUGAGCUGCUGGCUCGUACUUGCUUUGCUGUUGUAGACAUGAAUCGCUCGGUUGCAUGUCCUUUCCUCCUCUUCUUCCUCUGCCUUGCUACCGCGUCCGGAGGAGGGCAAUGGGAGCUUCUCCAACCCAGCAUCGGCGUGUCGGCGAUGCACAUGCAGCUCUUGUCCAACGACCGCGUCAUCGUCUUCGACCGCACCGACUUUGGCCCCUCCAACCUCUCCCUCCCCGGCGGCCGCUGCCGGAACGACCCCCGCGACUGGACCCUCACCGUCGACUGCACCGCCCACGCCGCCGAGUACGACGUGCCCUCCAACGCCGUCCGCCCGCUCACCGUCCUCACCGACCCCUGGUGCUCCUCCGGCACCGUCUCCCCCGACGGCCGCUUGAUCCAGACCGGCGGCGCGAACGAUGGCGAGCGCGCCGUCCGAUACCUUGACCCCUGCCACGACCGCCUGUGCGACUGGGAGGAGGACGCGGCGGGCCUCGCGGCGCCGCGGUGGUACGCCACCAACCACGUCCUCCCCGACGGCCGCGCCGUCGUGGUCGGUGGCCGGUCGCAGCACAACUACGAGUUCGUUCCCAAGCUCGGCGCGGCCGACGCGGGCGCCGUCAGCCUGCCUUUCCUCCGAGAGACGCGCGACGCCGAGUACAACAACCUCUACCCCUUCGUCUACCUCAACGUCGACGGCAAUCUCUUCGUCUUCGCCAACAACCGCGCCAUCCUGCUCGACUACAAAACCAACAGCAUCGUGAGGACGUACCCCACCGUGCCCGACGGCCACCCUCGCAACUACCCAAGCACCGGAUCCUCCGUCCUCCUCCCGCUUCAGCCAUCGGGCUCUGAAGCGGAGGUGCUGAUCUGCGGUGGAGCACCCGAGGGCUCGUUCACGAAAGCCUCGACGCAGAAGGUGUUCGUGGGGGCUCUGAACACGUGCUUAAGGAUCCGCAUCAACGAUCCCUCGCCGUCGUGGUCCGUGGAGACGAUGCCGACGCCGAGGGUCAUGGGCGACAUGAUCCUGCUCCCCAGCGGCGACGAGGUGCUCAUCAUCAACGGCGCAGCGGCUGGGAGCUCGGGGUGGGAACUCGGACGAGAGCCAGUCUUAACGCCGGUCAGCUACCGUCACGGCAACCCGGCCGGCAGCCGCUUCGACGUGAAAACCCCGGCCACCAUCCCCCGAAUGUACCACUCCACCGCCAUUCUGCUGCGCGAUGGCCGGGUGCUCGUCGGCGGGAGCAACCCUCACGCGUUCUACAACUUCACCGGGGUCGACUUCCCGACGGACCUCAGCCUGGAGGCCUACUCACCGGCCUACCUGGAAGCAGCGAACUCCAACGCCCGACCCACGGUCACCUGGGCCGGUACUCCGGUGGAGUUGAACUACGGGAAGCCGUUCAGCCUGCGAUUCUCUGUGGCGGCCAUGAGCGAGAAGGGCGUCCUGGUGACGAUGGUGGCGCCGUCGUUCGCGACGCACUCCUUCUCCAUGAACCAGAGGUUGCUGAUCCUGGAGAGCGAACUGGCCGCGGCGGCCGACGCGGAGUCGUCACUGUACGUGGUGGACGCGAUGGCGCCAAGCUCAACUUUCAUGGCGCCGCCAGGCUAUUAUAUGGUGUUCGUCGUCAACGGAGGGAUCCCAAGCGAGGGAGUUUGGGUCCACAUCCAACACUAGAAGGAAGCCAUAGUGGUGGAACGUCUGGAGGUGCGACGUCUGUUACUGUGACAUGAGUCGUCUUGUAGCCACCGACACUUGCGGAUGGAAUGCAGCGUCCGCUUGACGACGCCGGUGUUCUGGGCCGAGUUCUUCGUUGGACUCGGAUAGGUUUCAUCUUUUGGUCGCAUUGGGGCCAGGACCCCCCGAAACAGUGCCUAAAGAUUCGUGCG
Molecule: messenger RNA, 2247 nt
Organism: Musa acuminata AAA Group (dessert banana)
Lineage: Eukaryota; Viridiplantae; Streptophyta; Magnoliopsida; Zingiberales; Musaceae
Product: aldehyde oxidase GLOX-like
Exons: 1
Coding region: 407-2035 (542 amino acids)
Source: RefSeq, a predicted model, not a curated record